Aureobasidium vineae is the source of this 2673-nucleotide messenger RNA. NCBI's taxonomy places the organism in Eukaryota, Fungi, Ascomycota, Dothideomycetes, Dothideales, Saccotheciaceae. The record is from the annotation of a GenBank genome assembly.
AUGGCGACCCGGAGCAAAGUGCGCGCGUACGUGCAGUGGAAGGACAGCAGCGUGUUUGCCGGCGAGGAGAUUGAAUGCAUCAUCAGCUUCAGGAACACAUGCGACGACGGCGACCAGCAAGCUCCUGACGACCACACGACGAGGGCGAAGAACAGACAGCGCACCGUAACGCACUCUACACAGCAGCUGUCGACUGCCCCGUCCGUCGCUCCAUCCGUAGCUGGCUCCCGGGCGCCGUCACAUCGACCCACUCUCUCCUUGUCUGUCUACCCUCCGUCGUCAAGCGCCCAUCAAAGAGUUCCCAGCCAUGCCGCCAGCAAUGCGACCGCUCCAAGCACACGCCAUGCUCCCACCCAUGGACGCUCGCUGUCCAUCAUAUCCAUGGGCAGCGACAAGGCUGCCAUGACCAACCCCAUGAGCCCACGUCGUCCUCCUGCUCGUGGCCACGGUCGUUCGGCUAGCAUGCAGGUCUUGUCACGCACGCCUUCAUACCAAGCUCCAUCCUUGUCCUUUAGCUCCUACAGGAAUCCAUCGCCGCUACAAGAACACCACCCACCGCUGACGCGCCGUACUUCGGGCAUCCGUACCGCCCCUGGCACUCCUGCCUUCAACUUCCCUUCGCCCAUCACUGCUCAACCUCCCCAUGCAACGAAUACCUCUCCCCAGAGACCUCCUUCGACCUCCCACAUGAUGCCUCCGCCGCGACAUCCCUCCGCCUCUUCUGCCUCGUUUCCUCCUCCCAACUUCUCCUUUCCUCCGGAAUCUCCUGGCGCCUCGAGAAGGGGCUCUCCCGCUCUCGAUCGCUCUCCCAUGCCCGAGUUCCAGUUUCCGAUAAGAAGUCCUGCUCCGCCGCAGAGACCACACCAUCUCCCAUCUCCCAAACUUCCGGACGCGCCCUCGUACGCCAACCCGCUCUCGCGCAUCAUAUCCGAGUCUGGUGCCAACGAUACUCCCCGUACCAGCAGCGACUUCUACUCUCUAACAAACCACUCAUCCGAGACUGUCUCUUCGGAUGCUGCCCUGCCCGCAACGAGUAGAACACUCCCAAAACCAAUGAAUGGACGCAAUCAACAAGUCCCACCGACCAGCAUGCCUAGAAACAAAGACCCUGAGACGUUGAUGAUGGGUUACAUUCAGACUAUGGGCUCGUUCGUGCUUGAUGGCUCACUAGUAAAUCAAGCCCCAUUCGAGGAUGUCAAACGGAAAGGUGUCGUUGGUGGCCAAGGCGGUGGUGGCGUCGUAGGUGUGGAAAAGUCAAAGCGUGAGAGUGGUAUGUUUGGUUUUGGCUGGGGCAACAUAGGCGAGAGUCUAGGCGGUCUCCUGAGUGGUGGUGAGAUGAGCAGUAUCAAAGAGAUGCGAAGUGUUGCAAGCUCGAAGACCAUCCCACUGCUCAGCACGCCUCAAUCUAUUCUCUUUGUUGAUUUGCGGCUUGCUCCGGGCGAGACUAAGAGUUACUCGUACCGAUUCCGUCUGCCACGGGGGCUACCACCCUCUCACAAAGGACGUGCUAUCAAGGUGCAGUAUCAUCUGACCCUCGGCAUCCAGAGGCCUGGAGGGAAACAACAGGUCAAGCACAUAGAGAUCCCGUUCCGUGUGCUUGGAAGUGUCAACAGUAAGUUGUGUUUACCUCGCUAUAUUUUUAAUUGUUCUGACGAGCCUNNAGAUCGAGGAGAGACCCUGGGCCAUGACUUGAUGUCUCCUUAUAUACUGCUGAGCGACAAGGCUAGAAGCCAAAGCAUCGCUCUCAGCGGCUCGAAGCCACAAUUUCCUUCAGCAAAGUCACCAUCGGAAAGAAGAGUAUCAUCUACUCUGCUGGAUGAUUUCCUCUCAUAUACGGAUCGAUUAUUAGCACAACCUGAAUCCCAAUCUGGUGCACUGUUAUCACCCACCGCCGAGAAACCAUCACGCCGACGAUCCUCCUUGGAAGAUAUCACACCAAACAAUAUGAAAGAAGCGAUAGACAUGGCCAUCCUGAGGUCCAACACCUCUUCCGGGUCAUCAGACCAGCUUACACAAUCUAGCAAUCGCUUCACCAUUGCUCGAGGCGGCCAACUUGUCGCUAUAGUAACUAUCGUACGGCCAGCCUAUCGCCUGGGCGAAACCAUCACCGGCAUUAUCGACUUCAGUCCACCCACGCCUGAAACCGAGUCAGUUACAGACCAGAUCCCGAGCUAUGGAAUCAAUGUAUGGCUGGAAACAACCGAACGCGUAGACCCAAGUCUAGCACUGCGAUCAUCGUCUUCCGUACAGCGAGCAACGAGAAAAAUACAUGCUCACGUUAGUGAGAAUGUACUCUUCGCUCGCAAGGUGUCUUUCAGACUUGAGAUCCCUACCGCAGCUACACCUACCUUUGAGACCACAGGCGUGCAACUAGACUGGAAGGUUAGGAUUGAGUUUGUGACAGCUCGAGUACGACCAAAAGCAGCUCGUGGAUUGGGCAUUGAAGACGACGAGGUUGGUGCUGGCGGUAGCGAAGAAGAACUUGCACUGGCAGAAGCCAAAGCAGAUGANUUUUUGGAAGAGGUGGGCAGGGAUGAGAGAGGUGUCGUGAAGAUCGCGAAGGAGCGACUUGUCGCCGAGACUUUCGAGGUCGCUAUGCCUAUACGAGUGUACGGUGUCACUGGCACAGAAAUCGACAGGCAAGAAGCCGAGACCGAUGGUCUAGAAGUCUGA